Messenger RNA from Cylas formicarius (sweet potato weevil), 4077 nucleotides. RefSeq names its product unconventional myosin-IXa (gene dachs). Gene Ontology annotation, molecular function: actin filament binding; cytoskeletal motor activity; ATP binding. Gene Ontology annotation, cellular component: cytoplasm; myosin complex; actin cytoskeleton. Gene Ontology annotation, biological process: vesicle transport along actin filament; actin filament organization. The coding region runs from base 107 to 3262 and encodes 1051 amino acids. Lineage: Eukaryota; Metazoa; Arthropoda; Insecta; Coleoptera; Brentidae. The record is from RefSeq and is a predicted model, not a curated record. The transcript is spliced from 15 exons.
CUCAACUUCUUCGGCGUCUCGGGUUCAUUUGUUUGUACGCUUUUUUUUUCUCGUGGUUUGUGCGUGCGGCGACGAGAUGAGCGAGUGAGAUGGCCGCGUUGUAGGAAUGGCUACCCUAGGCCUGAGCAAAGUGUUCAUUUUAGACAAGUACUUCACGGAGCUCCAGAAAUUCUGGGAAACAGAAAAGAAGCUGCAAGAUGCAUCCUCAUCCAACGAGGCAGUCCACCUACAGCAGCGCCUGCGCAGUUUGAGCACAGAGCUAGUUACCCUCAGAAAUCGGUUGCAUGUACAAGGAAGUAACCAAACGGCGCCGAAUAAGGGCGCAGGUCUCACCGGAUCAGGCAAUUUACCCCCUACUCCCGUCGCUACUGUCGAGCAAUUGCAACAGCCGCAGGUACCUCCAAGGAACGCACAGCAUGGCGCUGUCGUUCCUCCAUUGCUUUCCAACACAAAAGCAACUCACCCGCCAGUUAUCCAGCCGCCUCAAAGUUGCGUUAGCGCGGACAUUGAGGACCUCAUCCAUCUGCCAGUGCCACUUACGGAAAACACUGUUAUGAAAUGCCUCCAUGCCAGAUUUUCGGCAAAGCAGUUUUACACCAAUAUCGGACCAAUCCUGCUCUGUGUUAAUCCCUACCGAGACGUAGGGAAUCCCCUCACCUUAAAUAGUACAAGAAAUUUAUAUUUAAGUCCGCAACUCAACAAGGUAGUCCAAGAAGCAGUGAAACAGCAGUCGGAAACUGGAUAUCCACAAGCCAUUAUUUUGUCGGGAACCAGCGGAUCCGGCAAGAGCCACGCUUCGAUGCUUCUCCUGCGACAACUUUUCGCCGUAGCCGGGGGCGGGCCGGAAACAGACGCCUUCAAGCAUUUGGCGGCCGCUUUUACCGUCCUUCGAUCGUUGGGAUCGGCAAAAACUACCACCAACUCCGAAUCUAGCCGAAUCGGUCAAUUUAUAGAAGUCCAGGUAACAGACGGGGCCCUGUACAGAACCAAAAUACACUGUUAUUUUCUGGAUCAGACGAGAGUAAUUCGUCCAUUACCAGGUGAAAAGAAUUACCAUAUAUUUUACCAAAUGCUCGCGGGCUUGUCCGCCGACGAAAGGUCGAAACUCAACCUCGAAGGGCGGAAAGCUUCGACGUUGAAAUACUUGCAAUGCGGCGAUACCAGACAGGAUGUUACCGAAGACGCGACCAGGUUUCAGGCUUGGAAGACUUGUCUGGGCGUUCUUGGCAUACCAUUUUUAGACGUCGUAAGGGUACUUGCGGUGGUCCUUUUACUAGGAAACGUUCAUUUUCUGGACGGCAAGGGUUUGGAAGUCGAGGUAAAGGGAGAAGUUGAGCUGAACGCGGUUGCAGCUUUGCUAGGCGUCUCGGGAGCUGCUUUGUUUCGAGGUCUGACGUCUAGGACCCACAAUGCCAGAGGACAACUUGUCAAAUCGGUCUGCGACGCCAACAUGUCCAAUAUGACGCGGGACUGUCUAGCAAAAGCUCUCUAUUGUCGAACUGUCGCUACCAUAGUGAGGCGAGCGAAUAGUCUGAAAAGGCUGGGUUCGACCUUGGGUACUCUCAGUUCGGAUUCUAACGAAUCCGUUCACAACCAAGCGGAGGUAACAAGUCAACAUACCUCGACCAUAGGAGGCAGCAAUUCGGCCGGGAGCAAAUCCAUGGCAGCUCUAAACAAUGCUGUGCGACACGCGACCACGGACGGCUUCAUUGGUAUCCUGGACAUGUUCGGGUUCGAGGACCCUAAACCCGGUCAGUUGGAGCAUUUGUGCAUCAAUUUGUGCGCGGAGACCAUGCAGCAUUUCUACAACACUCACAUCUUUAAAUCUAGCAUAGAAUCUUGCAGGGACGAAGGCAUCAACUUUGACGUCGACGUUGAUUACGUGGACAACGUUCCCUGCAUCGACCUGGUCUCGUCACUCAGGACCGGUUUAUUGAGCAUGCUCGACGUGGAAUGCUCUAUACGCGGUACAGCCGAAUCGUAUAUUUCUAAAAUUAAAGUUCAGCACAAGAGCAACAAGAGGCUUUUCGAACCGAAGCCGAUAGAUCCCAGACUAUUCGGAAUCCAGCAUUUCGCGGGACGGGUGAUUUAUGAUGCCACCGAUUUUCUGGACACGAAUAAGGACGUCGUUCCAGACGAUUUGGUGGCGGUCUUCUAUAAACAUAAUUGCAACUUCGGGUUUGCCACGCACCUCUUUGGGAGCGAGCUCAAAGCGCUCUAUUCGAUGGAAACGGUACCCAGAGGAGUCAGGUUUAGGAUAUCGCCGACGUCACACACGGAUCUCCUCAACGGCGACGAGCCGGUGUCAACGCUCACUCAAGACUUCCAUACCCGUUUGGACAACCUUCUGCGCACCCUCGUACACGCGAGGCCUCACUUUGUCAGAUGCAUAUGCAGCAACAAUCAAGAAACAUCCAACAAGUUUGACAAAGGAAUCGUGGUCAGACAGAUCCGGUCUUUGCAAGUGCUCGAGACGGUAAACCUUAUGGCAGGAGGUUAUCCACAUCGGAUGCGUUUCAAAGCAUUCAGUUCACGGUACCGGCUGCUCGUGCCUAGCACUAAGCUUCAAAGGUGCGAGGAGAAGAUCAUAGAGGACUGUUGCCUCAUUCUGCAACACGCUGUCGAAUCGACGGUCAAAAAAACGGUCGGAGGCGCAGUGUCUACUAGGUGGGCAAUGGGAAAGAGGCACAUCUUCCUCAGCGAAGGGAUUAGACAGUUGCUGGAAAGGAUGAGGAAUGCAACCCGACAUAAAGCUGCCACCAUUAUUCAGUCGACAUGGAGAGGUUGGAAAUGCAGACAUAGAUGGUCCGCACGGCGUCGAGAAAAACCCGAGCCUCUGUUAAACGUACCAGCAACUAUCAAAUCUUCGGCACCCAGGAAUUUAACCGGAACCGGUCCCCGUCCGAGGCCUCAACCGAUUGCCGGAACUCCUCCUCCGGAUCCAGCAGAAAAAUGCGACACCAAAAUCAUCCAGCAGACCUGUAACCUAUUCGGUCUGGAUCUGGAAAGGCCUCCGCCGGUUCCUCCCAGCAGAUCGUAUACGGUCACGGGAAACACCAAAUUAGGUUACCCUCAGACCAGGAUCAUGAAAAUGUCCUAUCCCGAGGAUAGUACGGGAGACGGACCAGUGUUACUCAAGGGAGAAACCGUUCUGGUCGUGGGCGCUUCCCACAGAAGGGGCCAUUUGAUCGUCGAACAUAACCACAGUAGCCUGCACGUGCCUUUUCAGUUUAUGGAGUUGAAGCAGAGCGUCAACAUUUAAACUCGCCAUUCGUAUUAGUUCGUACUUGAACGUACUUAUUUUACGAACGAUUCAGGAUUUUUAAACUCACGUAAAGACUGUUUGCUUAUCGUAUCGAACGAGAAAAAAAACGAAUUGAUCAUCUGCGUGGGACAACGGCACUUGUCCGUUUUUAUUUAUUCAUGAAUGAAACAAACCCACAUACCCGUACAUUAUAAGAUUUGUAUUUAUAAAAAAAUUAAACGUUUCAAACUUUACUUUUUCUGUGUCUUAGGAUAGGCUAUUGAAGUGACGACCAUAUCAAUAAAGUACAAAUUUUAUCGGCAACGUGCAGAAAACAUCUUUCUUUUUUCGCUUACUGAGCCGCCACGAAAUGUAUGUAUGAGUUUUUUAAAAAAAGUUUGAAUACAAAAGUUGUUUCCGGUAAAAUGAUCUUUAUUUUUCGUGUACUAUUUCAAUUGCCGCUCAAUUACAUAGUGGGUGGUCAAAUAAAGUUAUAUAUUUUUAAAUAAAAAUUUAAAGGAUAUGUAUAGUAGCGUCAUACAAAUUAACUGUGCAAAAUUUGAACAAAAUCGGACUUUGUUUUUGGCAUAAAAUGCGUGCUUAUUUAAUUAUCUCUAAAUUAAAUGUAAAUACAUUUUAGCCCGUACUGCAAUAUUUCUACUACAAACGAACCGCAGACUUCGCUUAUACUCGCCGAGAUUCGUAUCGAAACAUUUCUUCUUCUUUACCUGUUGCCUGCAGUUUGGCACUAACAAUGUAUCAGUACGUGUGUUUUGUUAUCGUGAUUUUCCUUUUGUGAAUUUUAUCGCGAUGCUUCUUUGCAACAAAAAUAU